CUGGUGAGGGGGUUGAGUGGGCUCCCCGCCAGGUAUUUCUGUAGGGUCAAAUUUGUUCUCAACAGCGUUUUCACAAUCUGUAGAACCUUCCUGGACUUGCUCCGCCCUGCUCAUGAUUCACAGAUUGUCAUAAUGCACAAUAACUUUACCACAGCUGCCACAAGAAGCAGCGGUGAUGCAGCAGCGUCAAUCACAACUUGUAGUCAUUUAUUUUUCAUGUUUGCUUUAACUCAUCUUGUUUGUUUCCAGUAUUUUUUUUGGUGAAGAAGAUGAUGAAGAUGUUAAUAUUUGUGAGUCGGUUGUUUUUUAGAUAGGAAUAGAUUAGUAGAUUUUUUAGUUUGUUUGCAAAGAAUAGUUAUUAGAAUGAUGUAGAUUAGGACAACGAAAUGUGAAGAAUAGUGAAUGAUAAGUUAAGUUAAUGCUAAGUGACAAGGAUGCGCGAGACGCUACUGCCAAUGAUGCGGAGGUUUCCACACACAAAAGUGGUGAAAAUUGUUCGGAAAAAGCAGCUGAAGACGAAGAGUUCUCCAACUUAAAUGAGGUUAAUAGUGCCAAGAUUGAGGUAGCAGUAGAUGAUGAGACCAUGGCUGAGCAUCUUGAUAUUGCUGAGGAGAGCGUAGUGGAAGAUAACGAGAAGAACUAUGAGAGCACAGUCAUUAAAAUGGAAAUCAAUAUACCAUCAAAAGUAGAGACGCUAGCUAGAAAAGAUUUGAUUAACGACAAUAAGAGCGGAAUUUUCACCAGAAAAGAAUCAAUGCAAGCUUUCUUUUGAUAGGAAGACCAUGAAUGUAGACGAGAAAAAGAUGUGUGCAAGAAAAAAGUAUUCUGCCCCCGUUUCCGAAUUGACGGAGGAAGGUGAGAAUUGUGAUGGCAAAAUCAAAGCCAGAGAAGUAGAGUAGGUUGUCCAGAUCGAAGCUGAGGAGGUAGUCAAAGAUAUGAUCAGCAAUAGCAAAGCCAAACCCAUGCAGGUUGAGAGGCAGUGUAAAAACACAACCAGGUACAAUGAGGAAGAUAUGGCAAGUGAAAGCACGAUAAUAAAGAGAAGAAUAUGCUCAGCGAUAGCAAAGUCAAACCCAUGCAGUAGGCCUCCGCAAGAUGCUUCUCGCCACGCUCCCAGCUUAUCAUGAACAUGUGAGGUUUUAUGAGAACACGCUGAUUACAAAGUUCUUUGGACUUCAUCGGGUUAAGCCUUAUGGCGGUUAAAAGGUUGAGAGUAAAUGCAAAAGCACAAUCAAGUACAAGGAGGAAGAUACGGCAAGUGAAAGCACAAUAAUAAAGAGAAAAAUUUGAUGGAGG
Messenger RNA from Marchantia polymorpha subsp. ruderalis, 1296 nucleotides. NCBI's taxonomy places the organism in Eukaryota, Viridiplantae, Streptophyta, Marchantiopsida, Marchantiales, Marchantiaceae. The record is from the annotation of a GenBank genome assembly.